Messenger RNA from Pangasianodon hypophthalmus (striped catfish), 2556 nucleotides. RefSeq names its product islet cell autoantigen 1 (gene ica1). The transcript is spliced from 13 exons. Gene Ontology annotation, molecular function: protein domain specific binding. The record is from RefSeq and is a predicted model, not a curated record. NCBI's taxonomy places the organism in Eukaryota, Metazoa, Chordata, Actinopteri, Siluriformes, Pangasiidae. Gene Ontology annotation, biological process: regulation of transport. The coding region runs from base 141 to 1580 and encodes 479 amino acids. Gene Ontology annotation, cellular component: Golgi apparatus.
UACGUGCGUCGGUGUGACGUCAUCACGCACAAGCAUCUGCGGCGGUUUGACAGCGUGAUAACCGGAGGAGUGAAAAACAGAGGAGAUGCUUUAAAAAACCAAAACGCUACAGUUUCAAACGCACAAGCUCAUUUGGAGACAUGGACAGUGGACACUAUGGUUAUGCCCGGGAGUACUUUGAUCGCUUUAUCCAGAGUCAGGACUCCUCAGUUGUGAAUAAAUUUCAGCAGAAAUACUGGAAGACCAAACAGACGCUGAUUAAAGUGACGGGAAAGAAAGAAGACGAGCAUGUGGUCGCCUCGGACGCAGACCUCGAUGCCAAACUGGAGGUUUUCCACUCGGUGCAGAGGACAUGCAUGGAGCUCCUCAAAGUGAUAGAACAGUACCAGAGGAGACUCUGUCUUCUGUCUCAGGAGGAGAACGAGUUGGGGCGCUUCCUGCGCUCUCAGGGCUCUCAGGACAAAAGCCGAGCGGGGAAGAUCAUGCAGGCGACAGGGAAAGCGCUCUGCUUCUCCUCUCAGCAGAGGCUGGCGUUGCGUGUCCCGCUCUGCCGCCUGUACCAGGAAGUGGAGACGUUCCGCUACAGAGCCAUCUCAGACACGUGGCUCACCGUGAACAGGAUGGAGCAGGCGAGGACCGAGUACCGUGGAGCUCUGCUGUGGAUGAAGGACGUCUCGCAGGAACUGGACCCCGACACACACAAACAGAUGGAGAAGUUCCGCAAGGUUCAGGCUCAGGUGCGUCUCACUAAGACCGGCUUUGACAAGCUGAAGAACGACGUUUGUCAGAAGGUGGAUUUACUGGGAGCCAGUCGAUGUAACCUGCUCUCUCACGUCCUCACUAACUACCAGACUACCCUGUUGCAUUUCUGGGAGAAAACGUCUCACACCAUGGCCGCCAUUCACGAGAGCUUUAAAGGCUGCCACCCGUACGAGCUCUCAGCGCAGAAGGAGAAUAAAGGAUCUGAUCUGGGAGCAAAGAAACGGACAAAGAAAAAAAACAAGAUGAAAACAGAGGAAGAGGGAUCGAGUCCUGCCGUAGAAGACACGCUGAUUUCAAUAGACGAUGAGGAUCUGAAUAAGGACACGAAUCAGUCAGGAGGCGGUGAGGAGCCACCGUGUGGCGUCAGAGCUCAGGAGAAGGACGGACUGAGCGUGCUCACUGACAUCCUCAGCUCCAGCUCAGUGGAGGACGGAGACUUCUCUCGAGAGUGGAGGGACGUGUUCGGAGAGGACGAGAGUGUGGAUGGAGGGGCAUCUGCGGUCACAGAUGCUCAGCUUGAGGACGAAGAGGAGGAGACGGCUUCAUUCUUCCUCCCAUCACAACUCCUCGACCAGAACAUCCACAACCUGCAGUCUGCAGUGUCGGGAUGGAUUAUGGGUAAUUCACAAAGCUCCUCAGGACCGAGUGAUCAAACUGCGGGAGCCAAUCAGAUCACAUCCAAACUGACAGCAAGAGACACCAGUGAAAGUGUGAAGGAUCGCUCUGCAUGGUUUAACCUGUUUGCUGAUUUGGAUCCUCUCACCAACCCUGACGCAGUCGGCAGAACAGACGAGGAGCACGAGCUCUUUACUGCAUAAGAGCAAAGUCCUUCUAGUAAAUUCUACCCACUCGGCGGCCAUCUUAGUGCAGCUCAUUUAAAUGUCAUCUACUUAAAAUGAGGAGAGACGCAUAUACCAAAAAUGGAUCAACUACAUGAUUGCCAUUUUUAACACCGAUUUAAAAUGAAAGUUAAAUACUCACAUGAAGUGGACUUCGGCUCAAAUAACACAAAAACGCCCACAUUUUGUCAGCUAGCUACAUUGCUACAUGUUGUUAGCUACCAAACAUUGAUUAAAUCUGGGAUUGAGUGGGAAUUUACCAGUUCUUAGUUCCCUAACAUUUCUUUACACUAUAAUAAGAAUAUUUCAUACAUUUCAUAGACCUUUUUUUUUUCGGAUACUGAAGGAGGUUUAAAAAAAUCACUAUCGUCUUGCUAUAACAGCUGCGUGAAUGAUCUAAUUAUUCCUUAUGCUUUCAGCUUAACAUUUGUGCAGUUAAGUAUGUUUUCUGAAGCACUUGAAGCACUCUAAGGACACGGUUAUUUUGAUGAUUGAUGAUUCUAAUAUAAAAAUCUCUGCUGGGUAAAAGUCUAAUGCUGAACCAAAAAUAAAAUGUUAUGUUACGUUACAAAAGUGACACAGAAUAGAGAAUUUGGUUACCAGAACCUGAAGGAACUUCUCAUAACACUUCGUAUGAAGGCCAUAUUUACAUUAUAAUAACCUGUGACAACAUUCAUAACUUUUCAUAGUGGAAUUAUAUACAUUAUUUCUGAAUAUAUUUAUCAUUAUUUAUUAAGAUGCAUUCACAGAGUACAUAAGUAGUGUUCAUAACACAUAUCUCGCAGUAUAACACAUCAUAACAGUGCCACAGAAUCUUCCAGUGUGUGUUCAUGCAAAAUGUUUUGUUUUAGAUGGAUUGCUUUUUCUAUUAUUAUUCCUCUCAUAUACUGUAAAUAAAUGUAACUUCAUAAAAAGCAUGAAUAUAUAUGAAAUAAAAGGUUGUUUAAAAUAUAAA